AUGGAGGAGCAGAACCCCAGUUCCCAGAGCCCCAAGGAGAGGCACCAGCUGAAAGACAGAGAGACAGGCCAACAGAAGGAUGGCAGCAAGCACAGCAGCACCCUGCAGCAGCCUCAGGGCAGCAAGGGGCGGUCUGUGCAUUGGCUGACAGCUCCCUACAGCACCCAGGGCCUGUCCUUGCACCGACUGACAGCUCCCUACAGCACUCAGGGCCGGUCCCUGCACCGACUGACAGCUCCCUACAGCACUCAGGGCCUGUCCUUGCACCGACUGACAGCUCCCCACAGUGCCCAGAACACCCAGGGUCGAUCCCUGCACCGACUGACAGUUCCCCACAGUGCCCAGAACACCCAGGGCCGGUCCCUGCACCGACUGACAGUUCCCCAGAACACCCAGGGCCGGUCCUUGCACCGACUGACAGCUCCCUACAGCACUCAGGGCCUGUCCUUGCACCGACUGACAGCUCCCCACAGUGCCCAGAGCACCCAGGGCCUCUCCCUGCACAGACUGACAGUUCCCCAGAACACCCAGGGCCGGUCCUUGCACCGACUGACAGCUCCCCAGGGCACCCAGGGCACCCAGGGCCGGUCCCUGCACCGACUGACAGCUCCCCACAGUGCCCAGAGCACCCAGGGCCGGUCCCUGCACCGACUGACAGCUCCCCACAGUGCCCAGGGCCGGUCCCUGCACCGACUGACAGCUCCUCACAGCACCCAGAGCACCCAGGGUCGCUCUCUGCACCGACUGACAGCUCCCCAGAACACCCAGGGCACCCAGGGCCGGUCCCUGCACCGACUGACAGCUCCUCAGAACACCCAGGGCACCCAGGGCCGGUCCCUGCACCGACUGACAGCUCCCCAGAACACCCAGGGCACCCAGGGCCGGUCCCUGCACCGACUGACAGCUCCUCACAGUGCCCAGAGCACCCAGGGCCGGUCCCUGCACCGACUGACAGCUCCCCAGAACACCCAGAGCACCCAGGGCCGGUCCCUGCACCGACUGACAGCUCCCCAGAACACCCAGAGCAGCCAGGGCCGGUCCCUGCACCGACUGACAGCUCCCCACAGCGCCCAGGGCAGCCAGGCCCGGUCCAUCCCCCGGCUGACACCAUACCGCAGCUCCCAGGGCAGCCAGAACUGCUCCCUGCACUGGCUGACACUGCCCGAGAGCUCCCAGGACCAGUCUGUGCCCCCGGUGACACCAUCCCAGAGCUCCCAGGGCCACUCCCAAGGCCGGUCCCCGCACCGGCUGGCAUCGCCUCGCAGCACCCAGAGCGCCCAGAGCGCCCAGAGCGCCCAGGCCCGCUCCGUGCCCCAGCUGACACCGUCCCACAGCACCCAGGCCCGGUCUGUGUCCCGGCUGACAUCACCCUGCAGCUCCAAGAGCACCCAGGCCCGGUCUGUGUCCCGGGUGACACCGUCCCGCAGCUCCCAGGGCACCCAGGCCCGGUCUGUGUCCCGGGUGACAUCACCCUGCAGCUCCAAGAGCACCCAGGCCCGGUCCCUGUCCCGGGUGACACCGUCCUGCGGCUCUGAGGCCCGGUCUGUGUCCCGGGUGACACCGUCCCGCAGCUCCCAGGGCACCCAGGCCCAGUCUGUGUCCCGGGUGACAUCACCCUGCAGUUCCCACAGCUCCCAGGACCGGUCCCUGUCACGACUGACACCGUCCCGCAGCUGCCAGGACUGUUCCCUGUCACGACUGACACCAUCCCGCAGCUCUGAGGCCCGCUCCGUGUCCUGGCACACGCCGUCCCGCAGCACCCUGAGCUCGGGGGGCACCGAGAGCCACCUCAGCCCGGAGGAGGGGGGCCGGGAGCAAGGCCUGCAGGGCCGCAGGUGCCGCCGCAGGGGCUCCUCCAAGGCGGCCGCCCCGGCCCAGCCGCGGCCCGUGAGGCGCUGCCAGGCCUGCAGCGGCCUGGCGGGGCCGGAGCCGGUCUCCACAGGGAAACCCGCUCCUGGCCCGCAGAGACAGGCCUCUCGCCGCCGUGUGGAGCAGGAAACCCAGACUGAGGAACAAGAUUCAGCUGCUCAAUACGCUGAGCAGGAGACACAGACAGAUACUGAAGCAGAAGAGGAAAGGAAUUCAGCUGCUUCCCUCAUGGCUGACCAGGAGACAAAGGAGAAUUCAGCUUCUCAAAUCACUAACAAGGGGACCCAGACCCGUAGCUCUGCCCUCUGCAUGGGCACUGAUGUCCUGGCUGCCCAGCAGCCGCUCUCCGUGUCGGGCAGGGCGUUCUGGCGUCCUGCACAGCCCGGAGCCCUGCAGGAUCCCGGGACCGGCCGCUGCUCGGGGCAGCCACCACGUCCUGAGCCCGACAAGUGGGGCUGGACGGCACUGCCGCCCUACUCUUGGCCAUGGCUUAUUGAGAUGAACCAGAUUUAAUAAAAUAUUUCAUUUCUCU
Oenanthe melanoleuca is the source of this 2401-nucleotide messenger RNA. RefSeq names its product mucin-4-like. The record is from RefSeq and is a predicted model, not a curated record. The transcript has 4 exons. Bases 1 to 2382 code for a protein of 793 amino acids. Lineage: Eukaryota; Metazoa; Chordata; Aves; Passeriformes; Muscicapidae.